Capronia coronata CBS 617.96 is the source of this 927-nucleotide messenger RNA. RefSeq lists its product as uncharacterized. Gene Ontology annotation, cellular component: peroxisomal membrane. NCBI's taxonomy places the organism in Eukaryota, Fungi, Ascomycota, Eurotiomycetes, Chaetothyriales, Herpotrichiellaceae. Gene Ontology annotation, biological process: peroxisome fission. The transcript has 2 exons. The coding region runs from base 1 to 927 and encodes 308 amino acids. The record is from RefSeq and is a predicted model, not a curated record.
AUGUCGAGCAACGAAUCCGUCCACCCUGACCCCGGCGUCGUGCCUCACGAUCCUCCCGAGACCGACAACCUGACGGGAGGGAUGGAGCCUGUCAAACCUGACGAGACGCCAGCAUUGGCCAAACUGCCCAAAGAGAUCACGACGACACUGUCGAAGGCUGAUGAGAUUCUCGUGCGCAUCAGCAAAUUGAUCAAAACCACUGCCGGGCUGGGCGCAGCUCUCUCAACUCUCAACUACUCCAUCUAUCUCGCCGCAUACCUACAUACCAACGCGCCUACUCGCGCUGCCGUCAUCACAUACGUUUCACGGCUGAUAGGGCGGACGCCAUCGAAACUGCCCGCCGGUGCGCUCGCCCCUGCGGCGCCCACGUCGUUUUUGACCCCGUUGGGCUCCCUGAUCUCCGAUACACGCACCACACUGCGCCUGACAGGUCUCGUUCCGUUGUAUUUGUGGCUUAAGACGCUGCUAUCCAAGAAGUCUGCGGCCGAGAUGGACCCAGCGCUGCGCCGAGUCGCCCUGCUUCAAUGCACUGCAUACAUGGCCUUUCAGGUAAUCGAGAACGUCUACCACCUUGUAAUCAAGGGCGUGGUACCGGCUGAAGUGGUGACAAAACGGGGCGGCGUCAACAAAUGGGUCGCCUGGAGCUCCCGCGCAUGGUUGGUCGGUGUGGCCCUUGACUUCCUGCGUCUCCAGCGCGAGGCACAGCUCGACAAGUCCAAGCGGACAACCAAGUCAGUCCAAGAAGAAGAGGACUUUGACCGUGCGUGGUGGAAUGAAUUUAUGGUCGCUGCGUCCUGGAUGCCUGUAGCUGUUCACUACAGCCUCUACCCAGAAGGUAUUAGGGGCAUGAACACGGGGUUAGUGGGCUUCUUUGGCCUGAUGGCUGGCUUGAACAAUUUCCGGAGCCAAUGGGCUGCAACUGCUUAG